UUCUUUACCCUCUGAGCCGCCAGGGAAGCCCACUGAAGUGUGGGGCACCCCUUAAAUUUUUGUUGUUGUUGUCAGGUAAACUGAAUUUUACUAACAAAAAGCAUAAGACAGUGUAAGUUUUACAAAACAAGUGACCAAUAAAUGUUAGGCUAUCAUUAUAACCCUUAAUUCAAAAUUUUUGCCAAACGUUGGCUAUGAUAAACUACCAUUGUAAGUAGCUUGUCCCUUUAAUUCUUUGCCACGUUGUAUCCCGUGAGUCAUCGCGCCCUUCAGCCCCACUGUAUCCCAUCGUGCCCUGCGCCUUCCGUCAGCGACUUCUCCCUCUUCCGAUGCGUGCCUGAUAAUGGCGCAGGGGCAGCGCAAGUUCCAGGCGCAGAAGCCAGCGAAGAGCAAGGCGGCGGCGGCGGCCUCGGCGCGGAACCGGGGCCCGAGGAAGGGCGGUCGCGUUAUCGCACCCAAGAAGGCGCGCAUCGUGCAGCAGCAGCAGCUCAAGAAGAACCUGGAGGUUGGGAUCCGGAAGAAGAUUGAGCAUGACGUGGUGAUGAAAGCCAGCACCAGCCUGCCCAAAAAGCUGGCGCUUUUGAAGGCCAGCACCAAGAAGAAGGAGGCCUCUUCCUCCACCAAGAUGCCUGCCUAAGGAUGCGCCCCAGCAGGACCAUCACUGCAGCCCCCUCCUCUGCGCUCAGGCCUGUGCAGUUAACCCCACAGGAAAGAGGAACUGUGCUCUCCAAAGCCUUGAACUGCGCCUCGAGCUUGACCGGGGAUCUGGCCUGUGAGCCAGUGAGUAGCAGGUCAAAAGCACAUGGACUGGCUGGCUUCCCAGGUGCCGAGGUCUCAGCACAGGCCAAGGCCAGGGGGAUGUCUUCACCGACUUCCUGUGUCCCCACUACCCCCUCCCACAUCCUGUCUGGAUAACUUGGAGCGAGGCACCUGGCUUUGGCCUUCCUCCCAGGGUCACAUGCUCCUGUGAGCAGGCCGUGCUGGGGCGUCGGGCCAGGUGCCCAGACCGCCCAGCCAGCCCCAGUUUACACACGAGCCACAUGCCCAGGGAAGGAUGGACAAGCUCCUGCACCUCCAGCCUGGGACCCGGGGGAGAGUCUUUUCUUUCUCCCUACCUGGGGUGACUCGCCUGCUUGCCCUCCACGGAUAUCCCUGUGUCUUCCCAUCUGCCGGGGACAAGCCAGACAGCCUAGGGAGCCACUUUCCCAUCCGCAGGACAGACAGUGACACCACCUUGUAGAGUCAAAAUGCUGAUUAAACCCGAAGCGCUUUCCAACUUC
Odocoileus virginianus texanus is the source of this 1280-nucleotide messenger RNA. It is a transcript of the gene C3H19orf53, whose product is annotated as chromosome 3 C19orf53 homolog. The record is from RefSeq and is a predicted model, not a curated record. NCBI's taxonomy places the organism in Eukaryota, Metazoa, Chordata, Mammalia, Artiodactyla, Cervidae.